Molecule: messenger RNA, 2876 nt
Organism: Xyrichtys novacula (pearly razorfish)
Lineage: Eukaryota; Metazoa; Chordata; Actinopteri; Labriformes; Labridae
Source: the annotation of a GenBank genome assembly
GGCGCCUUAUCAGAGACUGAAUACUAACAAACAUCAAUGUCUGGGUACGAGCCAAAGGACUAAACUGUGCUGCACAGCGGGAGGAGGAGGAGGAGGAGGAGGAGGAGGGGAAGUGGGACGCUCCUGUAUAAAGUCAAAGGGCUGCACAUGUGGGGCCACACUGACAGACACAGACAGAGACUCCACACUGACGCCUGUGCGCUCCUCCUGCGUCAAUCUCAGAGGACACCUUACGAGGGAGUGAUACACUGGAUGAUUAAUUUCACACUUUUGGAGGAUUACUAAUUUUCUUCACACUAUUUUGAUUAAGAAGAGUCUGGGAAUGGAUAUGCACGUUUUUAUUUCCGUGUUAUCAGUGAUGUACUCCUGGUUUCUUUGCACAGGUAAUUUCCAUUUUCCACGAGAAUAAAACGACUUUUUUAGCUUUUAAAGAAUGUGCAUGAACACUUAGUCUAUGCAAGCAAUAUAAGUAACUUUUGCACAACUUAUUUACUCAAUUUAAAAGUUAGAAGAUCUGCGCAAAAACUGCAGUUGUGCGUAAAAGUGACGCUCAGGUAAACGGCUUUUACGCAUGUGUUUUAAUCACUUUGAUUCAAUUACAGUUUUAUCAGCACCGACUGGAGAGACACCCACUGACUCCACCACCACCCAGGGGCGCCAUGUGCGGACCAAGCGCUGCUCCUGCGCCACUUUCCUGGAUAAGGAGUGCGUCUACUUCUGCCACCUGGACAUCAUAUGGGUCAACACACCUGAGUAAGCCACCAUUAGCAUGAAACGUACUGUAAAAUCAGCUGUAAUCUCAUAUGAGACACUCUGAGGUCUAUCAGUUGUUUGAUUGACUCCUCGUCGUUUCAGGCGCGUGGUCUCCUACGGAUUGGGCAGCGCUCCCAGGACUAAGCGCGCGUUCGCGGACUCCAUGGCAACCACCAGCAAACCUCGCUGCAAGUGUGUGAGAGCAAACGACCCGACAUGCAGCGACUUCUGCCAGACGGAAAAACAACCAAGGUGUGUACUUAAGAUUUCAUCUCAUCUGUGAAAACAUCUCGAGUACAAGCAACAACAACAAAAUCGAUCAUAUUUACCGUAAAGAGGCACUAAAUCGCCCGAGUCUAUCAUUUUUGUGAUUGUUUCCAUGACAUGUGAGGACACGUUUAAAUGGUCCUGAAUGUGUCGAAACUGUGGUGUGAAUAAUUGAAACGUGAGCCCGCUCUCACCGUGUGUUUGUCUGUGCGCCUUUCGCUCACAGGUAUGGGACGCAGCCAGGAACGGUGAUCCGCUCCGCCGAGGGCGAUGGUUGCGCCGAGACGCAGUGCAAACACAAGCUGGCAGCCGACACGAGCGGGAUUAGAAGGUAAGACAAACCGUAGGAGGCUGAAUAACCGAGAGUCUAUUUGCAAACUAAGUGUACACGGCAAUUAUAUCCUCACGCAACACUGAGCUCUUUUGUGGAGCGGAAUAUCUCAGGGAACAUGUUAUUCUCCUGAGUUAAAGUGGGUGAGCCUGAGAGAUAAAAACACUCAGCACGUGUCUGAGAGGAAAGAAUUUAGAGAUUAACCCCCAAGCAAGGAAUUCCCUAAAAAUGAUGAUGACUGAGCACAUUAUAAAUCCAUAUAAGUGUUAGAUAAGACUGUGAGGAAUUUACUUCCAAUUUGCUGCAUCACUUUCACCACUUAUCUGUGAGAGUUAUGCUGCUAAUAGAGAUCCAUCUGCACAUGUACCAUCAUGUUUCAAACUCAGAGUCUGUGGCGCCAAAUGUCUGACAUAUUAAUAAUAGAAAAACACAAACUUCUGCAUGAUUCUUGGCGUAUUUCGCAGUAUAAAUAUGGGUGACUGACAGCUCAAGAUCCACCCAGAUACAGGUUUACUUUUUACAUGAUUUGAGAUAUUGGAGGUGCAGAUGUCUGACUGCUUUUUCUGUUUUUGGUCUACAGUAUAAAGAGCAGCAGCAAGAAACUCGUGUCCCCUGCAGCCAUCAGGGACGCCCUGAAAAUCCGCCUGAGGGUGAGGAGACAGAACCACAGGAUGAGAACACAGUGGGGCGUGAGUGGGGCCUCCUAAAGAUGACGGAUAACCUCUGCAGGUUGUCAUACAGAGGGAGAAAGAGUUGUAUAACCACGGGCCUUUCUCUGGAGACGCUCUCCAUGUUGGCGUGGUGGCUGCUGGGUCAGAAAGUGUCCGCAGCAGAGCAGAGCGGGGAACAGAGAGUGUGUUCACACCUGGACUUCAGAAGAUUGAGGUCAAAGACAACACAGGGCGUCCGCAGGUGAAGGGAUAUAAGCUGAGAGCGGACAGAGGACUGAGAGGAGACUUGGCCCCCCUGUCUGCAAAAUUCAAGGACAGUGACGGAUCCUGGAAGAGUCAGGGUCAGACUCUGCUCCUCUUUUGGACUGCACCAAACAGCAUUUCAAAGAACUUGACUUUAAAGGAAGGAUUCAGGACAAAUGCCUCCGUUACAGAUCAUAAAAAUCACUGCUAUGUGUGGGUGAAGGCAGUAGGGCUUGUUUUAUUUAAUAAACUCACUAUUCUAAUGUAAAGUUAAACCGACAUAAAGAGUUUAAGUGCCUUAUAUGACAGCUUCUCACUGACUGAAACUACUUUAUGGAUUUUACUCAACAGGCGGUCUCCUGUUCAUCAUUGUAGCUUUGCAGUAAAAUCACUGCUGGGAGUCUUACAUGUGGAUGUUUUUAAAGAUUUAUUUUCAUUCAUAAUAAUUUAAAUUUCCAUUUAAUAAGUAAUCUAUAUUGUUAUUAUUUAUUCUUUUUGUAAUACAGCGGCCAUAUUGGUCUGUCACAUGUCGUUUCUAUGAAAUGUUUCAUCGCCAAAGUGCCAAAAUUUGGCGCAUUUGAAUAAAUGUUACUCUUAUUUAAAACAACUGA